Molecule: messenger RNA, 836 nt
Organism: Cornus florida
Lineage: Eukaryota; Viridiplantae; Streptophyta; Magnoliopsida; Cornales; Cornaceae
Product: mediator of RNA polymerase II transcription subunit 15a
Exons: 5
Coding region: 120-467 (115 amino acids)
Biological process (GO): regulation of DNA-templated transcription
Molecular function (GO): chromatin DNA binding; transcription coactivator activity
Source: RefSeq, a predicted model, not a curated record
AUUAGAUGGUCUGUCUAAUCUAAUUAGAACACUGACCAAAGAAGAUUGUACAAAGAAACUAGGGUUUUGAAUCCAUCGUCUUCUAUUUUUAAGUAUCUGUUUUGUCUUCAAAGGUAGUGAUGGAUACUAAUAAUUGGAGGCCGGCACAAGGUGGUGUACCCGCAAUGGAAGUGGGCGAUUGGAGGACUAAUUUCCCAGCAGAGGCGCGACAAAGGAUUACCAAUAAGAUAACGGAGACUUUGGAGUGGCAUCUUCCCUCUAAAGGACAAGAGGGACUACAAGAACUUAAGAAAAUUGUUGUAAGGUUUGAGGAAAAGGUCUAUACUGCUGCACUAAGUCAGUCUGAUUAUUUGAGAAAAAUAUCUAUGAAAUUGAUGUCAAUGGAGAUCAAAUCGCAAAAUACAAUGGCUGAUUCUGUGCAAUCCAACCCCAUUGGUGAUAGCAAUAUUCCCCCAGAUACAGAUUGAACUCUAAAUCAAAUUGAAGUUGAGCACUCUGAAUGAUGUUGAGCUGCAAUUACACUAAAGCUUGAGAAUAUUACUUGAAUGAGAAACAUGUGUGUACCAGGGGAGUCCUUAUUCCUGGGGAUCUUUGUUUCAAUAUAUAUAUAUAUAUAUAUAUAUAUAUAUUUUCUCUCUUAAAUUUAUUUGGAACUUAUUCACAGUAUAAAUUCUCAGCAAUUUUUGUGUCUUUUUUUUUUUCAAACCAAUUUAAGUUUUCAUUCUUAUGGGUAAAGAAUCCCACGUGCAACACAAGUGCACCUUUACUAGUGUGUGUGUAUAUUUGUUGACCUAUUGGGUUUGUUAAAGCAAUAUUCCAUAAUCCACCAUCGUAAA